This is a messenger RNA of Effrenium voratum, 1824 nucleotides long. Lineage: Eukaryota; Dinophyceae; Suessiales; Symbiodiniaceae. The record is from the annotation of a GenBank genome assembly.
AUGCACUGGUCAGAGCAAUCGAAGCCAAAUUGGCUGAUCUGGAGGUACCAAGGGCCUGCCGGCUGGCAGUGGUAUGCCAGCGGCCUAGCGCCCGGACAGUCCGACGAAGCAGUGGACUUGGAAGGCAACUCUGAUGCCCAGAAGGUCCACUUUGUGCAACUGGAGCCCAUCCAGACGAGCCGCCUGCGCAUCUACCCGGUCUCUUGGCCCUACCCUCAGCAGCUGUGGCCGGCUUUGCGGUUGGAGGUCUUUGCGGCGGGCCCAGCCUUUCGGGGCGAAGGCAGCAUGGGAAUCCUUGGCCGGCUUCGUGGCAUUUCCCGGUCCCCGCACGAAUUCGCGAGUGGAAUUGGAGCCAUGGCCUUUGCUGCAAAGGGCGCGCGGGCGAUCCGGGCGUCGCUGCUGGAGCGGUUCUUCGCGCGGUAUGAGUUCCAUUGCAAGUAUCAGGUGAGCUGCUCAGACUGCGAAAGUUGGACCACCCAAGAGGUGCUGGAUCGCGCGGAGGAGAAGCAAAAGGCGCUCUGGCAAAGUGGCUCCCUUCGCCUCUCCUACACCGAGUCUCUCGGGAGCCCUGCAUUGCUGCAGAAGGUGUACCAGAACUACCGCGCCAAAAUCGCUCAGGAGAGGGUGCGCCAGAACGAGGCCAGCGAGCUGCCCGAGCUCUAUGAGGAGCUGUUGGAGUCCCAGCCGCUGCCCAUCACGGCGUGUGUGCCGGUGGAGGGCAUCUUCGCAGUGAUGAGUCAGCUGCUGGAAGAGGAUGAUGUUGUCAUUGUGAUGACCCCUGCGUACCAAGCGCUGUACGAGAUCGCCAGAAGCAGAGGCUGCCAGGUGCUGCCCUGGGCUCCUCGCUACGACGAGCGGGGCUUCUGGGAUUUCCGGGUCUCGGACUUCGAGGCCCUCGUCGAAGGGCUUCGUCAGAAGCAGCGACUAAGCAUGGUGGUGCUGAACUCACCGCAUAACCCCACUGGAGCAGUUCUGGAUCAACAGGACUUCGACACCAUCUCUGAUCUGCUGCAAGGUCUCGACCAGGAGACGGGGCCAGUGCUCUUCUCCGACGAGAUGUACAGCGGCAUAGUAAGGCAGGCUCCCAGCAACGUGGGCAAGAAGAAUUCCAUCGUCCUCUCGGGGCUCUCCAAGCCCUGGGGCAUGCCGGGCCUGCGCAUGGGCUGGCUGCUGGUGGAGAACCCCAGCCACUUCGAGCGGAUCGUCAUGCUGCGGGACUUCACCACGCUGUGCCUGCCCCCACACGCGGAGUUCUUGUCCACGGUGGCCCUGCAGGACCCGGAGUUUUUCCUGGAGCGCAACCGAGAGAUCGCGAGGAGCAAUUAUGAGCUGCUGCAGAAGUUCUUGCUCUCCCUGCCCGACUGGUUCCAUCCACUGAACCAGCACCAGCAGAAGCCCACGGUUGACUGGCGCGCCUCUACAGUUUUUGCUCGCCUCAAGCAUCCGCUGGGCAGCAUAGGUGCCUCCCCACCCGAGUGCCUGCAGUCCACCACUCACCUGGCGGAGUACCUUGCGAGCGAACACCAGGUGUGCAUGAUCGUCAGCGACUUCUUCGAGUUCGAGCACCCCGCGGUGCGCUUCGGCAUUGGGCUCAAGAGCUUCCCGGACUCCUUGGAGCAGUUGGAGCGGGCCUUGAGCUCCAUCAAAGCCAAAGCAGCUUAAGAUGGAGACGAAGCAGCAGCUGCAGCCACUGGGCAGCCACUGGGAAGGGAAGGAUCCAGGAAUCCCGACAGCCUGCGCUUCCUUCCCAACCCCUGGCUCAAGGAGCGGCGAAAGCGACGAAAUGGGCCUUGGGCGCUCUGGCAGAUGCUGGCAGUCAGAGAC